This is a messenger RNA of Protomyces lactucae-debilis, 162 nucleotides long. RefSeq lists its product as uncharacterized. NCBI's taxonomy places the organism in Eukaryota, Fungi, Ascomycota, Taphrinomycetes, Taphrinales, Protomycetaceae. The coding region runs from base 1 to 162 and encodes 53 amino acids. The record is from RefSeq and is a predicted model, not a curated record. The transcript is spliced from 2 exons.
AUGUCUGACUACAAGCCCACUGAACACGACGGCCUUCGCAAGGAUGGUCAGCCCGACAAGCGCGUUGGCACUGGUGAGUUCAAGGGUGGAGACCCCGUCGAGCUUGGCAAGAAGGGAGGCAAGUCCUCUGGUGAGACUCAGGAGGAGAAGGACCAAGAGUAA